Molecule: messenger RNA, 2177 nt
Organism: Drosophila ficusphila
Lineage: Eukaryota; Metazoa; Arthropoda; Insecta; Diptera; Drosophilidae
Gene: Vps52
Product: vacuolar protein sorting-associated protein 52 homolog
Exons: 7
Coding region: 112-2100 (662 amino acids)
Biological process (GO): retrograde transport, endosome to Golgi; endocytic recycling; Golgi to vacuole transport
Cellular component (GO): GARP complex
Molecular function (GO): syntaxin binding
Source: RefSeq, a predicted model, not a curated record
ACGAAAACAGCUGAUUGGUUCAAAGUUUUACCUGUGCAACUUUGAUGACAAACUUUUUGUUAUAAGAACUAAAGCAAAACAAUUGGUAAAAUACGUUAGAAUAAGGCCAAAAUGGCUGAAUUGGCAUCGCCGCAGAUGACAGAACAAUUGGACAAUGAGGAGGUUCGGGAAAUCCUGAAGAACACCACAGAUCUUCGGCAGUAUUCACGGCAGAUUGAAAAGGAGUUCAAGGAGGUGGAGAACAAAUCCAUAGAGGACUACAUAGCUGAAUCCCAAAACAUUGCGCAUCUGCACAAUCAAAUAAACGAUUGCGACGAUGUCUUGGAGCGAAUGGAAAAUAUGUUAAUGAGCUUCCAGAGCGUUUUGAACAACAUAAGCACGGAGAUCACGCAGCUUCAAAAAAAAUCGGUGUCUAUGUCCCUUCAGUUGACAAACCGGCAGUCAGUCAAGGCCCAGUUAUCCCAGUUUAUUGAGGAUAUGGCUGUUUCCGAGGAGAUGAUUAAUAUAAUUAUGGAAACUCCGGUUACUGACCGAGAGUUCGGCUGUCAGUUGAGUGUAUUGAAUCAUAAACUUUCUUUGGUAAAGGAGCUUAGCUUCAACGAGUCAAAAUCCACUAGCGAUGUGAGCGAUGUGCUGCAGAAGUUGCGACUAAAAGCCAUGAGCAAGAUUCGUUCUUACCUGCUGGAGCAGAUCUACAAGUUUCGCAAGCCCAUGACAAACUAUCAGAUUCCUCAGAAUGCCAUGCUCAAGCACAAGUUCUUCUUCGAGUUCAUCCUGUCCAAUGAGCGUCAUGUGGCCCAGGAGAUAUGCAGCGAAUACAUCGAAACGAUGGGCAAGAUUUACUACAGUUACUUUAGGAGUUAUUCCACCCGCUUGACGAGUCUCAAAUUCGAGGAAUCCUGCACAAAAGACGAUUUAAUGGGCAUAGAGGACAAUGCCUCCAAGGGUUUAUUUUCCAAGACAACAAGUCUGAAGCACAAGAGUACUAUAUUUACAAUAGGAAAGCGAGGCGAUAUACUUAACCAGCAGUUGGAGGCUCCUAUCAUAGUGCCACAUGCUCAGCUGAAGAAUCGAUACACAGUAGAAGCUCUUUUCCGUUCGGAGCAAUAUGCCUUGGUGGAUAAUGCCUGUAGGGAAUAUCUGUUUGUCACUGAGUUCUUCAUGGUGCGCGGCACCCAGGCGCAGGAUUUGUUUAACCAGAUUAUGGGCAAAACCUUAACUCUCAUGAUUAAAAACCUGGAAGCUUCUAUACAUGACUGCUUCGACACCAUAGCGAUGUUCCUGUGCAUUCAUCUCAUUUUCCGCUAUCAACUAAUGUGCCACAAGCGCUGUGUGCCUGCAUUGGAUAAGUACUGGGACUCCUUGCAAGCUGUUAUUUGGCCGCGUUUGGAGCUGGUUUUCCGUUUAAAUAUACAGAGCAUUCACGACUGUGACCCAACCAAGUUCAACAAGGAAUUGGGGCCGCACUAUAUAACACGACGCUAUGCAGAGUUCAGUGCGGCCAUUGUGGGAAUCUCGGAGCACUUUCCCAACGAAUUGGUGAGCAGAUUGCUACUGGAACUGCAAAACGAAGUGGAAUGCUUUAUCCUGCGUAUGGCUGCGAUUUUUCCAACUCGCAAGGAUCAACUCAUCUACCUGAUCAACAACUAUGAUUUAGUUUUGGGAGUGCUGAUGGAACACACGCGAGAUAAUUCUAAGGAGGCAGAGGCUUUCAGAGAACAGCUUAACGCACGCAGUGCCGAGUAUGUUGAAGAAAUCCUGGCCCCACAUUUCGGAGGCAUCAUUCAGUUCGUGAAGGAGUGCGAGCACUUCUUUGAAAAGGAACAAAUGGAUGAACUGAGAAAGCAGGAGCGAAGAAGCUUGGCAUUAGUCGCCAGCUUCUCGGCCAACUGGAAGAAAUCUCUCGAGGAGCUUAACAGGGAAGUGCUCCUAUCCUUCCCAUCGCUGUUAACGGGCUCUCAGCUUCUGCAGCUCGCUUUGGCUAGUUUGGUGCAGUAUUACCAUCGCUUCCACAAGCUUCUCACACCCAAUGCCCGCGCCCAGCUCACAAAUAUCCAUGUGGUGAUGGUGGAGAUCAAAAAGUACAAGAGCAAUUACUGAGAAACACUUUAAUCGAAUGUGUGUAGACUUCUGUGUAUUCCGACUUGAAUAAAGUUCCAAAAUAUAUGUUAUAGGUA